AUGCCUUCAUCUUCUGACGAUGACGACGACAAUGAUGAGGAUACCGUGUUCCAAUCCCACUCCCACCCCCACUAUCGCGGAGAUUCCUCCAGCUCCUCUCCCUCCCCUCCUCCGCCCCAGCACAACUUCUUCGCGCCGCCCUUCUACAACCGUCCGCCUACACCUCUCCCCCCAUCGCCCUCAUUGACCUCCCUCCUCCGCCCCUCUCGACCGACGACCCCCGACAGCUCAGCCGACGAGCUUGAGCCAGUGCCGCGGGCCUCUCCGAAAGUGCCAACCUACGAAUACUACGGCUUCGUGCUAUACCUCUUCUCCUCCCUGACCUUCCUCAUGUACCUGCUCUGGUCGUACCUACCAUCGCCUUUUCUCCACGCACUCGGGAUAUACUACUAUCCGAACCGCUGGUGGUCUCUUGCGCUGCCGUCCUUUAUCGUCAUGCUGCUAGUCUACAUCUACGUUGCGCUCGCGUCUUACAACACGGGGUAUCUGACGCUUCCUCUAAGCUCCAUUGAGACCAUCAUUGAUGACGCGGCGAAUGUCGCUACGUUGGAUGGGAAGGGAAGGAAGAUGGGCGCUACAAGGGAGAAAAGAAGGGAUCGCUCGGAUAAUGACCUGAAGGAUUGGCAGAGUCUGUGGAGUCGGGGGACAGAUGCUGUUAUGGACGUUCCACUAGGAGGGGUGUGUGAAGUUCUAUACGGAGACUUGCGGGCGGAUAUAGAGGUUGAAUAG
Messenger RNA from Lachnellula hyalina, 729 nucleotides. RefSeq names its product Meiotically up-regulated protein (gene mug84). The record is from RefSeq and is a predicted model, not a curated record. NCBI's taxonomy places the organism in Eukaryota, Fungi, Ascomycota, Leotiomycetes, Helotiales, Lachnaceae. The coding region runs from base 1 to 729 and encodes 242 amino acids. The transcript has a single exon.